Cuscuta epithymum is the source of this 975-nucleotide messenger RNA. The record is from the annotation of a GenBank genome assembly. Lineage: Eukaryota; Viridiplantae; Streptophyta; Magnoliopsida; Solanales; Convolvulaceae.
AGAGCCGUAGCAUAUUCAUGAUCGAUUGAUUAAGCUUCCUUAUUUCCUUUUUGGUUUGGCAAAGAAAUUUAUAGUGUCAAACAGUAUCAAACAGUGUCUCAAUAGUGCCAAACAGUGUCAAACAGUGUCUCAACAAUGUACUCUACAGUAAGUUUCGCCGCAAGCUCAAGUCGUCCUUCAACUCUGGCCUUCACCAUCGGCAUUGCAUAAUUCCUCCAUUUACGCAAUCCGACAAAGAGUAGAUUUCCGCUCGUUGCAACCUAGCUAGUUACUUCGUCUUUACUCCAUGGGUAAUGCCUCAUUCGUUUGAGGCCCUCCGUUUGCAAUUAGAAGGCCAGACACUUGUCUCGCGCGUACCAGAGGCUCUUGCUCGUGACUCACUAACUCCUCCUAGCCGACGAAAGUCACGCGACCACCGCAUGUUAGAUUAGAUCUCGGGAUGAUCAAAUUGGAGCGGCUUGACCGCUUAGUCUCAUUGCUCAACAAUAAUAGAGAACACGAUUCUCAAUAAUGAUGUUUUGAUGCUUAAUGAAGAUGUUUGAUCACAUGGUGAGAUCGGUAUAUCAUGCAUGUGGUAUUGUGCACGAUCACAAGCACCUUUUGUGGUACAAAGGAAUGUGGUGCCUUGAAAGCAAGAUUUCCAAUCUUAGAACAAAUGGCUCCUUAUCCAUUUGUGGUACAAAGGAAUGUGGUGAUUGCUUGUUUUGAGGUUCACAAAUUUAUUAGAAAAUCUAACAUUGAUGAUGAAUUCUUCGAUGAAUGGGAUAAUGACAAUAUAAUCAACAAUCAAGCACAAGAGGAAGUGGAAGACAUUGGAGAAGAAGUACAUGGACCACAAUGGGGCACACAAAGUCUACAAUAUAUGACGAAUUUGUGGGAUGAAAUUGCUAAUUGACUAGUAUGGAAUGUUUAAAUUUAAAAUGUUGCUCUCGUAAAACUCUUAACUUUGUUUUAUCAUGCAAUAUGACUCUUAUU